AUGCUCCACUGAUCACUGACUACCAGGUACCAGUUACUUACUCAUCAUAAUCAUAAAUUAUUAAAUCCUAAAAUUUGUACAAAUCUACAAUUAUAAUGAAUCUAAAUAUAAACAGCAUAGGAAGUUUUGAAAAAUAGUAAAAAAAGGAUCUUAAAUGUUAAAAGUAGCAAUAAUUUAUGUACUAUAGAUUGAAGUAUUCGGUAUUUUUUGAACCAUAAGAUCCUCAAAACUAUUAUUUUGAAAUUAAAAAAAAUGUUGACUUUAAAUUCUAAGUCUCCAAGUGUUGAAAAAAAAAUAACUCCUGUUAUCGAAAAAAAUGAUAUUGAUACAGUAUCUACUUCAGACAAAAAAAAAGUGACUCCAUCUAAGUUAAUGAAGACAAAUGAUGGUGGUAGAAGACCUGGACCUAAAUCAAAAACAUGUGCACAACAGUUAAAAAUUGAAAAAACAACUUCAAGUCUAACAAAAAAAAUUGAGAUAAAUUCAAAACAAGCAGAAAAUUACAAUGUUGAUAAAACUGAUACUAUUGAAGCAGAAUCAAAGAAAAUUAGUGUUGUUACAAAAGAAAAUAAUGAAGACAAAAUAGUUGUUUCUUUAAUAAAUUCCUCACAUACGGAUAAUAUAGUAAAAAUGGAAAGUAAUAAAAUUAAACAAACUACAAACUUAGCUAAUUUUGAUAAUAGUACAAAAAUUGAAAUUAUUGAAAAAAGUAAUAUAAUAUGCAACCAUUUAGAUGAAGAAAAAAAUAAAAAUACUAUAGUUAGAGUAAAAGAAGUUUCUCCAGAACCCAGAGAAGAAGAAGAUAAUAUACAAGAUGAAGAAUUAGAUCAUGAAAUAUAUGAAGAAUUGGACCAUGAAUUCGACGAACUAGAAAUAUUUGAGGCUUUUGGCCUUAAUAAAGUAAAAUCAAUUCAAGAACAUAACAAAGAUGACAAUAAUGAAGACUCUAUUAACUUGACAAUUGGAGAAGAUGAUAUUAAAUUAUUUGCUGAUGAGGAAGAUACAAACAUUGAAAAAGAGGACGAAGUGAUUGGGAACCAAAUCAAAGAAGAAACAUCAUCAAUCAAACAACAUGAAUCUUGCCAUCCGGUUACUAGUAGCAGAUCGUCAACUGGAUUGGUCAAAAGCUGCCGCAGUGCAACUGAGAAGCGAUCAUCUGUUGGGGAUAAAUUACGCAGUAUCCACAAAGAAGACAAGGACAUCAGCAAUACAAAACCCAUCAUCAAUGUCAGUGUGCCCAAAGAUGAGAAGAAACAAGUGGAGAAACAAGUUAAAGAUAAAGUGGAAGCUGGCAAUAAGCAGAGUAAUAAUAACUCAAAGGUUCAACAGAUAUCAAAUGACACAUUAAAACAAAACAAUUCAUCUAUGGUUCGCAACAUUUGGGUUAGUGGUUUGUCAUCAAUUACUAAGGCCACUGAUUUAAAACAACUUUUUUCAAAAUAUGGAAAGGUGGUUGGUGCAAAAGUUGUGACAAAUGCAAAAACUCCAGGAGCUCGUUGUUAUGGUUUUGUUACAUUAUCCUCAGCUGAAGAUGCUAAUCGUAGUAUUGAAAAUUUACAUAAGACUGAACUUCAUGGACGAGUUAUUAGUGUUGAACGAGCUAAACGUGAUAAUGGGUAUCAAAUAACUGCAAAAAGUUCUGAUUCAUCUAAAGUAAGUGAAAAUCCCGAAAAUAAUCAAAAAACAAAAAAAAAUGAGGAAAAAAAAGAUAAACCUGAAGAAAAAAGAGAAAAGAGACCUGAAAUUACAAUUAAUGAUGUUAAAAAACCAGAUUUGUCAACCCAUAAGCGUUCAUUAAAAGAUCAACAUCAAAAUCCAAAACGCUCUAAAAUUGUGAUUGAAAGUGAUGAACGAAGAAAAGAUAGAAGCAUCAAAAGUAAAAGCAAUGAACGUGAUAAAGAAAGACUUAGAGAAUUAGAACGAGAGAGAGAACAUUUAGAAAGAGAGAAAAGGAAACAACAAGAGAUAUUAAACUUAACAAAAAUGAAAACCGAACGUGAAAAACAAAAGCAAAGAGAACACGAGAGAGCAAUGAGAGAAGAAGAACGAAGGAGACGUAUAGAAAAAGACCGCCAACUAGAAAUUGAAAGAAAACAAAAAGAAGAAGCAAUUCGUCUAGAAAAAGAAAGACAGAAACUUCGAAUUGAACGUGAACGAAUUGAAAAAGAAAAAUCUGAACUAUUACGUUUAGAACGUGAAAAUCAACGUUUAGAACGAGAAAGACUACAAAGAGAAAAAGAAGAGUUACGCAGAGCACAAGAAAAACUUGAGGAAACAAAACGUCAAGCAUUACUCAAACGUGCUGCUAUUCCCCCAUCUCCACCACUUCCUAGUAAAAGACAUUCUUCAUCUAAUUCAUCUCGAUAUGAAGAAAGAAAAGAACCAAUUCGUAAUUCUCGUAUCCAGUCAAAUUCAGAUUAUAUGAACCAAGCACCUCCACCUCCUAAUAUAACAUCAUCUAGACAUCGCUAUGAACAACGCUCAUCAGAUUCCCGUCGUAUUAGGCCAUCACCACCACCUCCACCACCUGCAUCAAGACCCAAAGACUCUACUGUGAAUAUCAGAUACGGUGCUCAACUAGCAACAGAUCAUCAUUAUAGAAGUCGUGAUGAUCGAUCAGACCGAAGAGAUGAUUCUCGUAGGAAAGAUUCAAGCAGUGGAAGUAGUAACAGACAUGCUCAUACAUCAUAUGAUUCAAACAAAAGUUCCUAUGGAAUGUCCCGCAACAGCGAAAGUAGUGCCUGGUCAUCAGUUCCAGUAAAGAGUACUUAUGGUACACUUGGCGCAAGCUCCGGAACAAAUAAUAUGGUAGUAAACUUGAGACCAGAUCCGUGGGCACAUUCUACUUUUCGAGACGUGGAUCCAAAUAUUUGGCAACGUCCAACUCAACCUCCACCCGAGAAGUGGAACAGUACAUCAAGCAAUCCUUCAUCUAUUUCAAUAAGUGGACGUAGUUCUAGUAGUAACGCUUUGUAUAGUAAUAGUCAUGAAGGUUUAUCAAACAUGGUUAAUUCUAUGUCAUCAAACUACAGUGAUAGUAGAUUUGACAGUUACAAGAUGAGUGGCAUGUCACGCAAAUAUUGAAUUGUUAAAUACUCAGCAGUUAAACAUAGCAUAAAACAUUCCUUUGUCUUUGUGCUAUUCAAUAUUUUUUCUAACAGUGGUCAAGGAAUAUGUUCCUUAAAUUGUUCUAUUUUUAUUUUUUGAUUGAAGUUAUUAUAAAAAUGAUUUGAUUUUUAGUUGAAUCUAAGUUUAAGGAUAUUUUAUUAUGUAAAUUAUAGUUAUUUACUCCUCAUGUAUACAAUUUCUCAAAUCCUAUAUUACACAUUAUGUUUAAACAUCAAUAAUAGAUUUAAUUUCUCAUUCGUAUUAUUAUUUGAUUUUUUUCAUCUGUCUGGAAAAUGUGUAUAUUACAAAUGAAAAUUAAUUAUUAAAUUGUCUAACUCUAUGAAAUGUUGUCUUUUUGUAAAAAAAUCAAUAUAUAUGUGUAAAAUCUUAAUUUAAUUUUGUUCACUUUAAAU
Molecule: messenger RNA, 3521 nt
Organism: Rhopalosiphum maidis (corn leaf aphid)
Lineage: Eukaryota; Metazoa; Arthropoda; Insecta; Hemiptera; Aphididae
Product: SAFB-like transcription modulator
Exons: 17
Coding region: 253-3084 (943 amino acids)
Biological process (GO): regulation of mRNA processing; regulation of transcription by RNA polymerase II
Cellular component (GO): nucleus
Molecular function (GO): sequence-specific DNA binding; RNA binding
Source: RefSeq, a predicted model, not a curated record